Pectinophora gossypiella (pink bollworm) is the source of this 1024-nucleotide messenger RNA. RefSeq lists its product as uncharacterized. The record is from RefSeq and is a predicted model, not a curated record. The coding region runs from base 117 to 653 and encodes 178 amino acids. The transcript is spliced from 3 exons. Lineage: Eukaryota; Metazoa; Arthropoda; Insecta; Lepidoptera; Gelechiidae.
UCUCGACAACACGUAUAGCGUAACUAGCCUGUUACAAAUAUUUUAUUUUGUAAUUGUAGCGUAUUUAGCAAGUGUACUUAGUUUCUAAGUCAUCAUAAAGUGUUUGUUUUAUCAUUAUGUCUGAUUCGGAUAGUGAUAACAGCCCAAAGGCUCUAGAAGGUCUUUUACGCAAACGUGCCUCUCAGAAGGGCGUUUUGACAAAACAUUUUAAUUAUUUUCGUGACACUGAUGGCGCGGAACUCGAUCGCCAGUGCCUUUCCAUAAAGGAGGAGAGGUUGAGGGCUACGUUUGACAGAUUUGAAAAACUUAACUUGGAGAUAUGUGCGCUUAAUCCAGACGCGGACGACUGUGACGCUGUUGAAACCAAAUACUUGGAAACACUAACUCUGAUAAAACGCUUAAUGCAAAAGUUAGAUGAUAACCAGGUGGUUAGCCCUCCCCCGCUGCAAACCAUGGCAACGAAGCUGCCUGAAAUAAAUGUUCCGAUCUUUGUAGAACGUCGAGCCCUUGCACUUGAAAAUGCUGAGAGAACUCAGGUGCAAUUCCCCGUUUCAAAGGCUGCUCACACAGUGACAGUGAAGGACGUUGCAGGAGCCACUGUUAAGUCAGCACCGCCGCCACUUGCCUGCACACUAUGUGCUGUUGCCGUCUGAGCAUUCCACAACUGUAAGCAGCCUGUCAGAGAAUGGAGCCAGCCAGCAACUGCCGGUUCUACACACACAAUUUGGAUAUGUGAUUGCAGGGUCCAUCCCAACUAAUCAGCAUUCAAGCCAAGUAACAUCAUUAUUUUGCAAUACAUGUGACACGUCGCUUAAUGACACGCUCUCCUCGUUUUGGGAAUCUGAAAGGGUUCCUGAAUUUUUUCCAGAAAAACUCCCGGAGCAUGAGACCUGUGAGCAAAUGUUUUGUAAUUCUGUGAAUCUAGAUACACAAAAUAACAAGUUUGAAGUUGCAUUACCUCUUAAAUUACCACUAGAGUCAAUAAAUGAAACACUUGGCCAAACUUUCAACUUAGCUCUCAAAA